Messenger RNA from Porites evermanni, 8377 nucleotides. The record is from the annotation of a GenBank genome assembly. NCBI's taxonomy places the organism in Eukaryota, Metazoa, Cnidaria, Anthozoa, Scleractinia, Poritidae.
AUGCUACACGUCUACUUUUUAUCGAAUCUCAGAUCAAGUGCGAAAAAUUUAACCAUUGUUGUAAUUUCAUCCGUAUCUAUUUGUGGUCAUCGAAAUAUUAAGUUCCGAUAAACAGUAUUGCCGAAGGAGAGCGAAACUAAGUCAUCAUAAGCGGAAGUACAAACCUAAUGUACUAUAAAUCUCGGACAGCUACUCAGAAGUUCCCUGUCAUGUGAGUGGGAAAAGUGUUUGAUGUUUGCUACGGUGAAUUGUCUAGGAAGAAAACUGUCUUAUCUAAUUCUCCCUCUUAUAAACUUUAAAUCAUACAUAAAUCUGACGCACCAAAAUAAGCUACAGUAGUUUGAGCAGUAGUGCUCUAUUGGCUAUAGAUAGACGUUUAGCUUAUGGCUUAUGUUUUAGGUUACAGUUGCAAUAAUUUUGUAUUGUAAGCUUAUUCAUGACAAUACCUUCAAGGGUGUUAAUUCUCACAUUAUACCAAGUUGGAAAGAAGAGUUUUUUGACAAAUUCCCUUUGCAUUUUAUACUUGUUAUAAACAAUAACCCGAUUGUCUACCAUUAAGCAUGUUAUUAACCCAAUCUUGCCAUUUAUAUCAAUACGGUCAAUGAUCUAUUAACGCCCGGGGCGUUUAUUAAAUUUUAGGGGUCCAUGAGGGGGUGUUUAAUAAAUGGGAGGAGUUUAAAAGAGAGAGGCGUUUAUUCUUGUAACUUUUAAUACAAUAUGCUUUCGGCCAAAAGCGUCUCUGUGUUAACAGAAUCUCAACUGCGGGCUGACAGCUUUUGCACUCCAAGGUUUCUAAUUUAAUUUAUUUUUCUCUUUUGCUACAAUCAAGAGGGUACUUUAACGAGUGCGCACUGAGAUCAAGAAGAUCAAAGAGUGCUAUCCUUACUUUGAACAUGAAAUUGAACAUGACAUAAUACACAAACCGAUGUUAAUCAAACAAUAAAAUUACUAAAUUGAUUGAUUUUGCCCUAUUUUGCCAUUUCCUAGUAUUUUGGAGCAAUUUUCGUGGGGGUUGGGGGGACGUUUGAUACAAACUUAACUGAGUAAGGAGGACGUUUAUUAGAUAAGAGGUGUUUAUUUAAGAGUGGGCAUUUAUUAGAUCAUUUACAGUAUGCAUAAUCCUUACUCUGUUCCACAUAUUUGAGCUCCAUUUUGGCAUAAUCAGGAUUAGAUUGGGACUUUGACCAGUGUCAUGUCCUCCCUUGCUUUCACUUAUAUCUUGACUAUGAACUGUGUAUACUAUUCUCGAAUAGCAAGGCUAAGCAGCUCAGUCCCCCACCAUUACAUUCAGUUUUACAAAUUCAUAUUUAUAGCUGAGGGGGUAUUUAUAUGAGACCAGGAUGAACUCAGACUGGUACGAAUUUGUAAUUUUUUUAGCCGUUUACAUGAGACCGGGAAGAAAAUAUGUUUGGUCAAUUACAUGAAACGAGUACAAACUCAAAAACAGGAGAUUCUGGGAGCUACAUAACUUUCACAAGUUGAUUAUUUAACAAGUAUUAUAGUAUCUGCCCUAACUGGAGCACAAUUUAUGCCAAUGUAGACAGUGAGUAGUUGACCGAAGAGUUUACUGCUCCCAGAAAGUUAUAAGCUUUAUCUAAUGCUCAUCUGGUAGCCUGUUAAUAUUUACUGCACAGCAUCUCAAAAUGGUGCAAUCUUUCUCAUUAAUUCAAGCCUUAUAUUCAAUUGAAGCUACUUCUAAGUCUUUCCAUAGCUUGUGUUCCUAUUUUUGCUAAGAAAAAGCAAAAAUGAUGGAGCCAUACAAAGAAGCAUGCUAUUUAUUGACCUGGUCUGAGAUUCGUUUCCCUUUUACGUGCAUGAGAACGGUACAGACUCAGACCGGUAAGAUACGACCGGUACGACUUAACUCAUAACUUGAAGUCAGACCGGUCUAAGUUUAUUUUUAGGCCGGUCCCAUGUAAACGCAUGAAAAGAAUUGUAUGGAGACCUAUAUGAACUCAUAAUGGUUUGAGUUCGUCUCAGUCUCAUGUAAAUAUCCCGGCCUUAGUCCGUCUGCACUGUUUAAGUUUAUUGCCUGUACAGUAGAACCACACUUUAUUAUGGACACCUGCUUAAAUUAUGAGAACAUCCGUACAAAACGGACAGUUUCAUUUGCCCCAACAAAAAGCUGAUAUUUAUUCUCUAAAAUUAACUCGCUUAAUACCGAUACCAGUUAAUAAGCACAGUGGACACUUUUCUGUGUCCCGAGUCACAUACUCUCAUAUAUUAUCAACCUUGCUGUAUGGACACUGGUUAUCGGCACAGUGUCUUAGACUUAAUAUCUUACCAAUGAAAACCUAGCAGAAACAGUGAAUGGCCUUUCAAACGUUCUGUCUCAUGUUCACUCCACCUGGCUGAGCCGCAAACUAAGAGUGUGAGGUUUCUUUGGGAUGAACUUGUUUAAGUUACAGAUAAGAAAUUAAACAAUGUUUCCUUGUAAAAAUGUCUGCUUUAGUCUUAAAACCGAUAAAAUAUUGUAUGCGAAACUUCCUGGAAGAGCCCGCGUAAUAUGAACACCUGGAUGCCUUGGUGUCCGUAUUAUCUGGGUUCCACUGUAUCUUUGUUUCUUCUGUGAUGUUUGCAUUACCGUUUUAUAGUUAUGGGUAGGUGGGAGAGGAAAUCAUGCCACUCUGUUGUCGUAAUGUUACAGUUAGUGGUAUCUUAGAUGUGCACUUGAUAAGCACUUCUCAUCUAUUUGCCCGCCACGUGGUCUCGUCUGACUGUUUCUUGUCUGACAAUAAUCCUUUGUUUUAAGCACUUCCUACUCCCUAUUGUCAAGAAGAGAACUUUUAAAUUUGAAUCACAGAAACCCUUACUUUCCGGAAUGAAGGCAGAGUUCACAGUAGAUUUUCUAACAGAAGCCUAAAAUGUAAGCUGAUGGCUUAGCUGAAGGAAGGGAAAGCCAAACCUCUAGAUCCGGGGGAUCCGGGGAUCCGGGGCAUUCUUCUUUAUUGAGGUAAUGCCACCCAGAAAUGGUGUUUCGUUUUAUUUUAUUUUAUUUUUGUUUUAAUGAUGACCAUUGCCUUCUUUCCACAUGCCAGCAAGUUUUCCUCUUUUAGCGAAAUUGAAAGAUAUCUUGCCUUCAGUAAAGUAAACACUGUGUUAAUUUGGUCCUAGAAAUUGACUCAUUUAAGUGUUCUUUUCUCAUCGCAUGAUUUUUUUCUGGAUUUUAAAGUUGAAGCGCAAAUAAUUUGACAUCAUGGGGCUUGUGGUGUUGCAUUGUGUGACUAUUUAAACCAUGAUAAAAACCAAACUUCCUAAACCUUGCAAAAAAUAUCUUGAUUCUUAGCUUCAUUUUUGAAAGAAAUGACAUUAAUGGUAAGAUUAUGUUAAGGUCAAACUUUUAAUUCCACUCAAAGUUAUUUGGAGAAUUAUUUUUAGCUUAUCUUUGUUAUGGAAACAACUUGCUGCUAAGAUGUUUUUGCAACACUUUCAAAGCAAAUCUAACAUAAGCUGAUGUAUUUGCACACUAUUAAAUCUUCUAAGGAAAAAAGCCUUGAUGAACCAAAAAUCUUUCCAAACCAUUUCCAGAAAAUAUGAAUUCCUUACAUCGUCAAUACCCUAGUACUUUCUAUCUCAGUUAGAUGACAGUCAGCGAUCACUUUAUUGUACUUUUUUUUUCAGGUGAUACAAGAAAUUAUAGAAGGUGGAGUAAACCAUUCCAAGAGUCAAUAAUGCCUCCACCUCCCCCUCCACCUCCUGGACCACCCCCUCCCCCUGCACCUAGAUCUGGUCCACCACCAAAGUCAUCUGGUAAACCUCAGGACAGGGGGGCAUUGUUGAGUCAGAUCCACAAAGGAGCAAGGCUUAAGAAAGUAGAAACAAAUGACCGCAGUGCACCAUCUGUAGGAGGAGGUGAGCAAUCUGAUUCCCUGUUUGCAAGCUGUCACAUAAUCAGGGCUGUCAAUAAGGGCUGGUAGCUGGCCAAAACCGCUGGCUAGUUAGCUAUCCUUAGCUGGCUGCUUUCACCUCCUAUUACCAUAACUGCUAACAAAAAAUAUGCACCAUCGAAUAAAAUUUGUUAAGCCUUCAUUUCCCAGUUUUGAAUGACAUUGAAUGCAUAUUUAAACAGGUUUAGAUCUGUGAAAUGUUUGAACUGUGCUAUGUCGUGGAACGCCUGGGACAUUUCAGUGGCAUUGUUCCCAGUCUUGCAUGUAUUCUGACGAAAGAACAUGGCGUCCGCAGCUGAAAAUACAUCUUGAAAACCCCUGGAAAUGGCAUUUCCGAGACUCAAAAUUUCAAAAUUUCAAGAACUUGUGCCUCUGGUGCAAGAUCCAAAGCUGCCUACUAUUCAUUAUCAGGCCGCUGCUUAAAAACUUUUUGACAGUCCUGAUAAUAGGCCAGUUUCAAGUAAUUAAAAUUCAUACUUUGCUGACCAAGGCUGAGGGAAAUAAAACAAAAGAAGUUGCAUUGAGAUUCAGGGAUGAACUGUUUCCGUUUUGUUUUAUUUUCCUCAGCCUCAAACUCAAGUACGAAUUUUGAUAAUUCCAAACUGGCUUCUUAUAAUCGAAUUCCCAUCAUAACGACAACCCUAAUUUAAAUUCUCAUAAUUUGUUGUCCCUAUGUAUGUAGCAGUAAGAAGUUGUUUAAGUAUCCAUCUAAUUCACACUGUCUGAUCAUAAUAUUAAUAAUUGUUACCACUCUGUUUUUUAAAGUAUGUUACCACCAUGUUUCUAAAAUUAAUGGUAUAUUAAUGUAACGGCUAGACUGCCUUGGUCAACUCAGUAAAGAUGUUUGUAGAAAGGUCUUUCUAAGCAGUGCAUUGUAACUAGUUAAUUGCAACACUUGUACAGUUUGAUUUGAUAUUUGUCAUUGAUAAGUAAUGUUUUUUUUGCAGUUAAACCAAGCCCAAGUGGUGGUGGCGGUGGCAGCGGUGGCGGCGGCGGUGGUGGCGGCGGUAUGGGUGCAGCACCCAUGGGACUUGGUGGUCUGUUUGCUGGAGGAAUGCCAAAACUAAAAUCAGCGGCAGAAAGAGGCAGGCCUGGGACAGGAGGUAAAUAAAUAAAAUAAUAACAAUUUAAAGUACCACAAAGCAAGUAAAGUAAGUAUACUAAGCUGACAUUGAUCAUUUGCAGGAGCUAAAGGACCAGCCUUGAAACCUCCAGGAUUUAAACCACCUUCACCUAACACAUCUGGUACCUCACUGCCACCAGCUCCCAGUGGUAAUUCAAGACCACUUCCCCCACCUCCAGGCAGAACAGCUGGGAUGGCACCUCCUCCACCUCCACUGGGAAACAAGCCUUCCUUACCUGACAAUUCAGCUCCUCCUCCACCCCCUCCAUUGGCAAACAAGCCGUCUUCUGAGAGCUCUAGGCCUCUUCCACCGCCCCCGUCAGGAACUGGAUCCAGGCCAUUACCUCCGCCUCCAUCAGGUGGUCCUGUGAGAGGGCCACCUUCCAUGAGACAAGGUCCCCCUCCUCCUCCGCCAGGAAGAGGAAAUGCACCACCUCCUCCCCCUCCAUCACAUGUUUCUGCCCCAAGAUCACCUGCACCCCCUCCACCCUCGAGGAAUGCCCCAAGCAUGCCUCCACCACAACCCCCUCCCCCAAGGGGAGGACCCCCACCACCUCCUCCAUCAAGGGGAGGGCCACCACCCCCACCUCCUAGUAGAGCCCCUCCACCACCAUCCUCCAGACCUCCAUCACAAGCUCCACCACCACCUCCACCUAUGAACAAACAGAGAAGUAGUGGACCACCACCAAGCAGGGAAUCACAAGCUCUACCACCACCUCCACCUAUGAACAAACAGAGAAGUAGUGGACCACCGCCAAGCAGGGAAUCAGCCCCUCUGCCCCCUCCUCCACCCAUGGCAGGGCUAGGACCACCACCUCCACCCCCAGCAAGAGGAGGUACAGAGAAGAGAGGAGGGCUUCCACCUCCGCCUCCACCAAUUGAUAGAUUGUCAAGUUCUAUGAUGAAUGGACCAACAAGGAACUCAAUGCCAGCUCCGCCUCCGCCUCUGGCUCCAAGCCAUAGUUAUCCUGAAGGUAAGUCAUGACAACUCUUUCGAAGCUCCAACAGUUAAUUGAAGGAGUGCCCCAAGUGAUUGCUGAUAACUGUUAGAUUCUCCUUUUCAAUUUGCCUUGUUUACACUUGCAAGACAAAGAGAGAAUUUGCCAUUUGAUCAGAGGUCUAUGACAGCAGCAGCCCUUCAUUUUAGAGGUGUCGUGAGAUAUUAAAUUGCACAGGCCUGUGAUUUUUCUUGGAGCAGUGUUCUUUGCUGUUAUCCAGUAUAAACUAAGUUCCUUUUUUUCUUUUAGAUGAUUUUGAAUCAAGAUUUCAAUUUAAUACAGAUCUGCCACCACCAGAACCUUUUGUAGACACAGCAAAAACAUAUCCUAGUAAAAAUCCCAAGAAAACUGGUAAGUUUUCCUUUGUUUCAUGAUGUAAUGUUUCACACUGCAUAGUUUUUUUUCAAGUUUAAAACACCAAAGCAGACAAGUGGCUUUAGACUUUGUAAACACAGACUGCAUAUUUAUUAAAAAAUAAUUAUUUGAAACAAUAAACAAAUUUUUCGGAAAGUUUUCAAAAUUAUUUUGAUAAAUUUCCGAAAAAUCGGUUUAUUGUUUCAGUGCAGGUUCUUCCUUGAGUGUCCAUCUGAUAGGGGACUCUGAAGUUCAUUGUUUUGUUUGAACUUUUGGUCUGAAGAGGAAAUCUCCAAACAAGUUGUCUUUGAGUACAAAAAAAAUUUUUUGGAAGGGAAGGGGGUGGUACGUAAGGGGGGGGGGGGGGGGAAGAAAAAACAUGUGGAGCCCAAAGAAAAAAAAAACUAGGGUAACCCCCUGAGGAGUGAUUUUUUUUAAAUAACAUGGUAUGGAACAAAAAACAACAGGGUACCCUUUUAAUUGACCCCCACCCCAUACAUCUUUUGGGGGGGGUGUUUGUUUGUGGUGUGUUUUAGUUGUUGUUUGGUGUGGUUGGUGGUUUUUUAUUUGUUUUUUUUUUUUUGGAUUUUUGAGGAAAAGACAAAAUUGAAAAAUGAGUGUUUGGUAAAAAAAAAAAAGUUGUGUGGGGGGGGGGGGGGGGGGGGGGGGGGGGGGGGGGGGGGGGGAACUUAAAACUAUGUGGACCCAAAUCAGAAAAACACUUGAGUGUACCCCUUGAGUGUGAUGUUAUUUUAACUUCAGGGUCUGUGAAGGAAAUCGUAAGGUUUGACCAUUGAAUUGACCUCACCCCAGUAAUCAUUUGCAUUUGCUUUGUUCAGUUGUUAAAAAAUGAAUUGUAGGAUUUACUUUUGACUUAUCAAUCUUCCUUUUCUCCCUCAGCCUCAGGCAGUACAAAAGCCUCUGGGAACCCCAGUGGAAACCGAGCAAGUGGACCCCCACCUAGGGCUACUCCUCCACCUCCCCCACCAUCAAGAGGGGCUCCACCUCCUCCACCCCCUCCUCCGAGGAGAUAGGACUUUCAUCAAUGCUUAUUAGUAAUUUCUAGGAGAACAAAAUUUUUUAAAUUGGUGCAGAUCUACAAGACCAUAUACUUGGUGGUAUUUGUAUACAAGAAGACUUUUUGUAGUCUACUAACUUCAAAACCUCAUAGUUUGCCGAGGUUGGAGAAAUUUGUGACAAAGGAUCCAAUAUAUAUAUAGAUAACUCAUGUGAGAAUGGUGAUAAAAGUUAUGUUUUCUUUAAAUCAAAAACUGGGUACAUUGGUGAGUGCACCCUUAAUUAUACAGAGUAGUAGUUCCUUGCCUUGCUGAAUGCUGUGAGACAAGUAAAUAUCGCACUGAAAAGUGCAUGACAUCUAUUCCUAAAGGGACUAGUACAGUGAUUGGGUUAUGAUACGCUAGUGUCACAUGAUUCUAUGAAAAAUAUUAAGAAGAAAAUGCUAUGCAAUAAUAAUUAAUAAUAAUUUUUUGCAGUUAUUGUAUUGUGUAAUUAUCAUUUUAGAAAUGAAAGACACUCUCUUGUAAAGCCACAUCACAAAUAAAUUUUAAAUGUCUUUGCAGUAGGCACAUUUUUUGCUGUAUAAUUAGUUCCAAGACUGGAAAAUUCUGAUUUCUUGUAAAUAAACAUAAUGGUUUGGUGUGGUUCCAUAUUGCUGUGAAUAGAAAGCUGUCACUUCAGGACUGGGCUGUUUAAAGCUGGGUCAAGAUAACCCAGGGUUAGUGCAAAAUUUGAAAUCAGAUUUGUCUACAAUUUUAUGGAGAGUAGAUAAUCUUAAGAGAAUAGACAAAAUUAUCCAGGAAAAUGCUUUCGAAUAAAAGAAAAGCGAACCCGGAUUUAAAUUCAUGAAAUUCAUUUAUUUCCACGUAUCCCGUUUUGGAAUUUAAUAUUGCAAUCAGUGGUGAUUGAAAUUAAUGAACAUAUUAUUUUCAAAUUUCAACUGGUUUUAAACUAGGAGCGUUUUUGAUUGACCCUAUUCCAUAAUAAAAAUAAAGCCC